AUGGCAGAUAACGAUCCAUCGCAAUACUCCGCAUUCCAGUCUCUACCCCAGUCCCAAUCGCAACUUACCGAAAUAGACCACGAUGCGGCUGCAUCGCCCGCCACGGCCGCAGCGAAUGGCGGCGGAGACGGAAGCAGCAACUACGUCCCCCGUCCCAAGCGUAUCGCAUGCGUCGUAUGCCGGAGAAGAAAACUGAAGUGUGAUGGGAAAAAGCCUAGCUGCGGGACUUGCUCGAGACUGGGACAUGCAUGCGCUUACGACGAAGCGCGCAAGAAGAGCGGUCCUAAGCGGGGGUAUGUCAAGCAGUUGGAAGCGCGAUUAGCCCAGGUUGAGGUUUUGCUGAAUGGCCAGGAGUCAACAGCAUUACCGGCGCCCCAGACACUGCCCCAAUCCCAGGAGAACGCGUUUGAUGCCCCUAUGUCGAAUAGUACUCUGCCGUCCGAUCUCACGUCGAUUCCCGCAAUUCCAGACGUAGUUGACCGUUGCAUUGUAUCGGGGGAAAUAGCUACACAAACCCAGCCUGCCCGGGGAUACCUACCAGAGCAAGGAUUUAACACGACGGGUAAUUCCACGUGGGACAUGAUCAGUUUGGGGUUAGAGGAGUCACUUCCUGACCAGAAUGUGAUUGAUGAAUUACAUCAAAUCUACUUCGAAAAAGUCCAUCCCUCGAUACCAGUCGUUCACCGUCCAAGAUACUUGGCGGCUUCGAAUUUGGCCCCGAGCCUACGACCUCCUGUGUACUUGCAAUAUAUCAUGUGGUGCCACGCGGCGUCCAUCAACGAUAAAUACCACCAAUUGCACGGCCACUUUUACCAGCGAGCGCGCAAAUAUGCCGAACUGGAGGAGAUGAAGGGACUUGGGGAAAACAUACUUUCUUUGGCCUACUGUCAAACUUGGCUGUUGAUCGCAACAUACGAGUCUAAAAUGCUGUAUUUCCCUCGCGCAUGGUUGAGCACUGGAAGAUGUGCGAGAAUGGCAUUAAUGAUGGGAUUGAAUCGGCUGGACGGAGCUGGCCUUAACGUCAAGCAAUCAUUACCACCACCUAAGGAUUGGACCGAGCGAGAAGAACGAAGAAGGUUAUUUUGGAUGAUAUUCUGCUGUGAUCGAUACGCCAGCAUUGGGACUUCGUGGCCUAUGGCAAUUGACGAGAGAGAUAUCAUGACAAAUCUCCCUGCCACCGAGGAUUCGUUUAUCAAGAGCAAGCCACAGCGGACAUUACGUCUCGCGGACGUAUUAACAGGAGAGGGCAAUGCAACUUUGUCGCCAUUAGCAAGCGUCGUGUUGUUGGCAGCGCUUUUUGGAAGAAACCUCACUCACCUUCAUCGCCCUGACCCCCAGGACAACGAUUAUGACCUCAAUGGAGAAUUUUGGAAACGCCACCGAUCGUACGAUAACCUGUUACUCAACAUUGCUUUGCAGCUUCCUAGUCAUCUCCGAUUACCAGCAGGAAUGGACGAUCCGAACAUCAUAUUCAGCAACAUGUGUAUACAUACGUCCACGAUUUGUCUGCACCAAGCGGCGAUAUUCAAGGCAGAGAAGAACAAAAUGCCCAGUCAGAUGAUCAUAGAAAGCAAGCGAAGGUGCAUUGUGGCUGCUGAUCAGAUUGCGAAUAUUAUGAAGCUGAUCAGCCAUAUGGAUCUCACUAUUAUGAACCCAUUCUUAUCGUUCUGCGUGUACGUCGCCGCGCGUAUCUUCGUGCAGUAUCUUAAGUCGCGGCCAGAUGAUUCUUUGGUUCAAUCUUCAUUGCAAUUUGUCAUGUCUGCUCUCAGAGCUCUGAAGAGCAAAAAUCCCCUGACGGAGACAUUUCUCGUUCAAUUGGACGUUGACACGGAGGGGACAGCCUUUCAGGGCGUUCAAACUCAAAAAAAUCGAGACGGUCAUGGCAAUCAUUGUGCUCCAGGAUUGGAAGUCUGCGCCCCUGAAAAUAUUGCAGAUUGUCCAGCUUUUCUCGGUCUUCCCGACUCCCACUCCGGAGAUGCGUCUGAGAAUGCUCCCCAGAGUAGAGCCAGCGAUCCCAGCCUCAAUCACAACUCAAUUCCAAACCAAUAUAAUCACGAUGGAACGCAGCCCAACCUGAACGCAGGUUUCAUCAGACCAUCUCAUAAUUUCGACCCGGAAAUUGAUACGACGGCAAGAGCAAUCAUCGACAUGGACGCUGCGCCAAACCUCAUAUUGAAUGACGACAGCAACACACCAUCAAAUCACCAGUCCCCAUCAACGUUAAACUCAAUGUCCAGGACAGAAGACCCCCCGCCACAAAAACUAUCUCCCCCUAAUACCGACCAUAGUACACAAAUUCCGAUGAACCCAUUAAACAUGCCAUCAUCUGUUGGUGGCGGUACGGACCCCAGUCAAUUCAGUAACCCUUCGUCGCUUGCCAGGCACUUAAAUCAGGACACCGCGCCAUUCUACUCCACUAGGCCUGGGACGUCGUUCUCCAUACCAUCGCCCUCAGCGUGGGACUUCGCAAAUUCGCAGGCCGGUGUUUCUAGCCCAGGGAAUGUUACUUCGGGGCCAACGGAUUCUUACGCUGAAGCACAAUUUGCGCAGUUCAUAUUGGACACGACGUGGCGAGGUUGA
Aspergillus chevalieri is the source of this 2580-nucleotide messenger RNA. RefSeq names its product putative C6 transcription factor Prf. The transcript is spliced from 6 exons. NCBI's taxonomy places the organism in Eukaryota, Fungi, Ascomycota, Eurotiomycetes, Eurotiales, Aspergillaceae. Bases 1 to 2580 code for a protein of 859 amino acids. Gene Ontology annotation, biological process: regulation of DNA-templated transcription; DNA-templated transcription. Gene Ontology annotation, cellular component: nucleus. Gene Ontology annotation, molecular function: DNA-binding transcription factor activity, RNA polymerase II-specific; DNA binding; zinc ion binding. The record is from RefSeq and is a predicted model, not a curated record.